This is a messenger RNA of Penicillium verhagenii, 2226 nucleotides long. Its product is annotated as ankyrin repeat domain-containing protein. The transcript has 2 exons. The record is from RefSeq and is a predicted model, not a curated record. Bases 1 to 2226 code for a protein of 741 amino acids. Lineage: Eukaryota; Fungi; Ascomycota; Eurotiomycetes; Eurotiales; Aspergillaceae. Gene Ontology annotation, molecular function: protein binding.
AUGGCGUUUAUGCCUGAUGAAAAGUCUCUCUUAUCCCCGACACUGCUCGGCCAAGUCAGGCAAUUUAUAGAAAAGCUGGCAGAACAUGAGAAUUCCAAAUAUCAACAAACCCGCCCCAAGCCUGCGAUGCUGAUUCUGGCCUUUCUCGACGAUGCCGCUUCUCCCGAUUCAUUUCUGAAUGAUUUUGUCUUCUACCUUCACGAUAAUUUAUAUGCUUCUCGCGGAGCUGGUAUUGACAUCGAGCUUGCCAUAUCCGACUUGGCAUCUUUUGCUUCAUGGGAACCACACAAGAUCGAUGAAUUGAAUGAGACUCUGCACGGUUUUAUGAAGACUUUUACUGGAGGUAUCGAUCCGCUUUUCUAUGCAUCAGAGCAUGGUCACGCCACAGCGGUCAAGUUGAUCAUCGCCACGGAAAAACUUCAGAAUAGCAGCGCUCGAACGUAUGACCCGGAUGAUCCGCAACCACUUUCGCUAGCAGCACGGAAUGGCCAUGAUGCAGUGGUCGAGCUGCUACUCGCUGCGGGUGAUAUUGAUCCCGACCACCGCGUGGAGAGCUGGGACGGCCAGACAGCGCUGUUAUGCGCAGCGCAAAACGGAAGGAAUCGCGUCAACCCAGAUACUGAAGACUGGAGUUACCAGACACCGCUAUUGCUGGCCUCGCGCAAUGGACAUGGUGCCGUGGUCAGAGUAUUGCUCUCGAAAGGAAUCGAUCCAAACUUUCAGAAUUACUGGGGCGAGACGGCUCUUAUAGUUGCUGCAGAGCUUGGACACGAAGAGAUCGCAAUGCUACUGCUGACUGCGGAGAAGAUCCUUCCUGAGAUCCAAAAUUCAAAGGGUGAAACAGCCUUAUCUGUGGCCGCUGAGCUUGGGCAUACGGCCAUAGUGAAACUCCUCCUUGCCACAGAUGGCGUCGAUCCUAGUUUCAAGGACGCGGACGGACAUACACCGCUCUGGUGGGCGGCACGAAACGGUCAUAAUGCUGUUGUUAAGCUAUUUUUGACUCUCGCUACUAUUGAUCCCGAUGCUAAAGGUGCUGAUGGUUUUACCGCCCUGUCAUGGGCUGCACGAAAUGGUCAUCUAGAAGUUGUCGAUACUCUGCUCGCAGCUGACGGUGUGGACUUCGAUGCGAGAUCCUCUGAUGGACGCACACCGCUCUCCUUGGCGGCGGAGGCUGGGCAUGGUGCAGUGGUCAAGCUCUUGCUCGCAGCAAAGGGAGUUGAUUCAAAUUCCUCGGAUUCUAACGGGCGAACGCCGAUAUGGUGGGCUGCACAGAGUGGAAACGAAGAUAUAGUCAGAUGUCUGCUUUCAAUGGUGGAUUUGUACCCGGACUCUAAAGAUUCCAGCGGGGAGACGCCUUUGAAUGCUGCUGCACGGAAUGGACACAUGCAAAUCGUUCAAUUGCUUCUGAGUACAGCUGGCGUCAAUCCCAAUUCCAAGGAUUUGAUCGGCCGGACACCUCUAUUCUGGGCAACCUAUCACGGACAUGAAGGAUUGCUCAAAGAGCUUCUUUCUAUACAAGACGUCGAUCCUGAUUCCGCCAGUUCUGAUGGACAGACACCAUUGCUAUAUGCCGCGCAAAAUGGCAACGAGGCGAUAGUAAAGCUAUUACUCUCCACUAAGCGCGUGGACCCUAAAUCUCGAAACUCAAAUGGAGAGACCCCGUUUUGGUGGGCAGUGCGAAACGGGCACGAAGCUGUAGUAAAGCUACUCUUUGCAGAGGGCGCUAACCCUGAGCACCAUAACUCUGCUGGAGAGACACCACUAUGGUGGGCAGCACGGAACGGCCAUGAGGCAGUUGUUAAGCUUCUUCUCGGUGCCGGGGUCAACCCUGAGCCAAGGAGCCCUGGUGACUCCACGCCAUUAUGGUUCGCAGCACGAAGUGGACACGAGAAGGUGGUUGAGCUACUUCUUGCGACUCGAGGUGUGAAUCCUGAUUUCAAGGAUUCUAGGGGAGAGACGCCGCUCUGGUGGGAGGCGCGUAAUGGACAUGAGACAACGGUCAAUAUGCUACUUGCAAUGGGAGUCAAUCCAGAUUCGGAAAAUUCGGAUGGCCAGACGCCUCUAUCUUGUGCUGCGGAGUUUGGGCAUGAAGCUGUUGUCAAGCUGCUUCUUGCUAAUGGUGUCCGGCGUGAGUCUCAGAAUUCAUGUGGGGAGACGCCACUCUCUUUAGCUUUGGAAAACGGAUAUGAGUCUGUGGUCAAGCUGUUGGAUGAGGCAGCUAUGUGA